Messenger RNA from Phalacrocorax carbo (great cormorant), 1598 nucleotides. The record is from RefSeq and is a predicted model, not a curated record. Lineage: Eukaryota; Metazoa; Chordata; Aves; Suliformes; Phalacrocoracidae.
AUGAGCAAGCAUAACAACUUUAGACGCCACAAGAUGGGUGGUCAUGAUGCAGAAGGGCUGAAGAACUUCUGGGAAAAAGUCAUCCAAGAGCAAACUAAGCAACGAGAAGGUGAAGAGUCUAGGUUAAGCAAAAGUGCCCUGAAAAAACUCCGCCAGGAAUGGACUCUGCGGCUAGAAGGCCGAGCAAGACAGGUCCAGGCGCACACAAAAACACAGAAGGAACAAAUGACGCUGCUGUCCAUUGAGGCUCUUCCCUCGCCAGAUAAAACUGUUUCUUAAAGCUACUGUGAAAACAGAGAAAGCACUGGGCCUGAUUCUGACCUUCUGCAUGUACCUAUAAACCAGCAGUUAUACUGCUGAACAAACAAAAGGUCAGGAUCUGGCCCUUUUCCAGACUACUUACUAGACCUACUAAUAAAGUCCUACUGAAAUUCAGUGCAAGAAAAAGUCCACAGUACUAAAUCAGAAGCAGACACCUUUAAUUCUCCAUGAUAUAUUAUUACUGCGAUGCAGCAGGACUUUCUUACGUAACUCUGCAUUUCCAAGUGACAACAGCAUAUUUCUAGGAAAAAUGAUCACUUGUUUAAUAGGAAUAAUGCAUUCAGACAGCUGCAUGCAAAAUUGCACAUUUCUAUUUACAGAGCUCAGGCUCUGGCUUAAUGCAGAUAUAAGUUGUUCUGCCUGUGUUGAUGAGCCACAGUGAAGGGAGUUAAGGAUUAGUCUGAUCAGCUGGACAGAAGGAUAAAUAUAUUCUUUAUUGAAAUAAAGAAAAAAAAGAAUGACAUUUUCUGAUGAACAUAAAAGAAAUUUUACAGACCUUAAUCAUUAAAAGAACAGAGGAACAGAUUUUGACUUUCAUGGGGUAGGUAAGAAAAAGACUACUGAGGUUAUUAUGAACCAGUCUGAGAAAUGUCAGAGCAAGUGAGUAUGAAAGAGAGUUUGAAAUAGAAGGCAGUGAAUCAGUUCAUCGUAGCAGCACAGAAUGUUUUGCAGGGUAUCAUUUGCUAUACCUGGUGUGCACUAAUCCAAACACUUGCUGCGUUUCAUCUUCUUCUAGAUCAGGUAGAAUAUAGGGAGAAAUAACUAAACACAGGGUAAUAAUAGGGUGUUCUGUUUACGUACAUGUCUGUGUAUCUCAAUACUAUAUCUUUUGGAUUAAAACAUUUACUUGUUAUCUCUUCAAUUAACUUCUUUGAUAUGCAAGAGAAGAGUCAUAAGUCUAAACAACCAUUUUUCUCUAACAGUAUUGAGCCAGCUGGAAUUUACCUUGCAUCUUUAUUUAAACUGAAGAAGUAGAUAGCAAUACAUUUGAUAAAUUUCAAAACAAAACAAAAAUUGAACAAUUUUGACAUCACAGAAAUGCUUUUUUAUCCUUUUAAAACAUUUCAUUAAAACACACAAUCUUACAGAAUGUUCCCACUUUUACAUAGUGACAUUCUCCCAUACAAAAAAAACAUGUUAGCACUAAAAUGUUGUUAUUCCACGAAAGAGUAAAGCAAUUAAAAACUCAUUAAAUGUUCUCUAGUUAUCAGAAACUGAAAGGAAUGUAGAAUCAGCCUCUUUUCAUAUAACUCAACCCAAAAAGCAAUUGUUUCUUC